AUGUAUCGAGCGCUGAUCAACUGGAUCACAUAUAGCUUCGCAUUAGCAUAUCCUAACGUCCUUCCAGAGCACCAACAGGAGCUUCUUGCACAGCAACCCGGAGCCUCAAUCAACGACCACCUCCACUUCUCGUCAACCAUUCGAGACGUCCUGCUACAACACCAGAUCAUCACUCAAGUCCUCGACGAUUUUGAGCCUACCUACUAUCUAGACAUCGCCUACCAUAAGGACCACGAACGAGUCCUCCUCGGUAAUGACAUUCCGGUCAAGGCCGUGGCCAAGCGUCCUACCUUCACUUUUCACCCUAUUAGCGGACCUCCUUCGUAUGGUGACCGACCCAGCGAGAACAACCUGACAUUCACCCUCAUCCUAACGGAUCCUGACGCUCUCUCGUACGAGCACCCGGUCAAGAGCGAAAUGUGUCACUGGAUCAUGACAAACUUGACUACUCCAAUCGGUAGCACGGAAGUCGACUGGCCAGAUUCAAGCAAGUCUUGGGAUGACCUCUUAGACUCGGUGGCUCGAACGGAAUCGAUGGACCCAGCGCAACUCGAGAAAAAGGCAGGUGAGCUUGAGGCAUACCAGCCACCAGGCCCGCCAAAGAAGACUGGUCCUCAUCGCUAUGUUUUUGUUCUGCUGGAAGGUGAUGCAUCAAACCUGCAUGCUCCGAAAGAGAGACCUCACUGGGGCUAUGGUAAGGAAAGACAUGGUGUGAGAGACUGGGCGAAGGAGAAUAACUUGACAGUCGUUGGAGCGAAUUUUUUCCUGGCUCAACACAAGAAGCAGUAA
This is a messenger RNA of Lithohypha guttulata, 789 nucleotides long. RefSeq names its product carboxypeptidase Y inhibitor (gene TFS1). The transcript has a single exon. Gene Ontology annotation, molecular function: phospholipid binding; peptidase inhibitor activity. Gene Ontology annotation, biological process: regulation of Ras protein signal transduction; regulation of proteolysis. Bases 1 to 789 code for a protein of 262 amino acids. The record is from RefSeq and is a predicted model, not a curated record. NCBI's taxonomy places the organism in Eukaryota, Fungi, Ascomycota, Eurotiomycetes, Chaetothyriales, Trichomeriaceae.